Messenger RNA from Sinocyclocheilus grahami, 383 nucleotides. RefSeq names its product transmembrane protein 150A-like. The annotation marks the transcript as partial. The transcript is spliced from 4 exons. NCBI's taxonomy places the organism in Eukaryota, Metazoa, Chordata, Actinopteri, Cypriniformes, Cyprinidae. The record is from RefSeq and is a predicted model, not a curated record.
ACUGACAGAAAACACUUGCUGUCAUGUGUUGAUCUGUGAGGUUUUACACUGAAUGAAGAUGAGUGGAGUUUGAUCUGAUGCAAUGAUUCAGAGAAGCUCUUCAGGACGAGGGAAAAUGUCUCUGUGGUUUCUGCUUCCCAUCAGUUUGCCUGUGUUCACACUGCCUGGAAUCUGGAUCAUAUAUGCGAUGGCCCUUUACAAUCAGCACGUUUGUCCUGUGAAUAACUGGGUAUAUAACUCAACCUGUGAGACGUCUUUGGUUCUUCAGAGCGGAUCUGAUCUGUGCUGCACGCUGGACAACAUCCCACUCAUCAGUAAAUGCGGCGGUGUUCCUCCAGAGAGCUGCUGGUUCAGUCUACUGUGCAGCACUGCUUCAUUCCUGG